Messenger RNA from Clunio marinus, 255 nucleotides. The record is from the annotation of a GenBank genome assembly. NCBI's taxonomy places the organism in Eukaryota, Metazoa, Arthropoda, Insecta, Diptera, Chironomidae.
AUGAAAGUUAUCUGGGUAAAGUGUUUUAGUCUCUUCAUUAAAUCUUGUCUAAGUCGUAAAGGGAUUUUCUCUCUUCAUAUAGUUGAGAAAGAAAAAUCUCUUAAAAAAGUUAGUUUCUUGAGAUUUCGGGUUUUAAGUGACACGAGAUUUAAGAUCGUCGUGGAAGCGAAUCGUAAAUGCAAGAAAGAAAAAGCGAGAGAAAUUCUUAUGCUUAUUGCUUCUGACAACCCUGUCAAGACUCAAGAGAAGUCUUAG